ACAUUGCCGUGACUACAGGCGAACAACUAGAGUUUUACAGCAACAAUACCAAAAUACGCAAUGAGGGGGUUCGGUUCCGCGACCUCACAGCUCUAGCCUACGAUGCAGUGCACAACAUGCUGCUGUUUGUCGACAAACAGAGCGACAACGCUUCAAUAUUUAGCUUUAACUUAGGAACCAAGAAAUACCGAUCGCUAGUCAGAAGGAGAUCGGACGAAAACAUUCAAGAUCUUACCUUCGACCCAGUGGAAGGGAAGCUCUUCUGGACCGACACCAAUGAAAGAAGCAUAUUUUGGAUUUCAAUGAAACCCGGCUCCAAAAACAAUGAUUACGGAAACCUUUUAAUCAAGAUGGAUGAUGAAAUUCCAAGAGCCAUAGCCGUUGAUAGCUGUAGAGGGUAUAUUUACUGGACCAAUAUUAACGUUACGAAACCCACGAUAGAAAGGGCUCGGUUGGAUGGCACCAAUCGCGAGGUUGUGAUAGAUACUAAUAUCUAUAUGCCUGUCAGUCUAGCUAUUGACCAGCAGACGAAGCAAAUUUACUGGGCCGACGAUAAGGAAGGCAUUCACUACUCAAUAGAAACUGCAGAUUUGGAUGGAAAGAACAGGAGAACGUUGAUGGUUGGUACACAUCAUCAACCAUACGCACUGACUGUGUCAAAAGAUUCUAUCUACUGGGUGGAUUGGGGUUACAGAUCAGUUUGGCAACUACCGAAGAAUCCACCAAUGUAUUCUGAACCCGAAGAGAUCAAAGCUUUCAACAACGAGUUGCCUUUCGGAGUUGUCGCUAACUAUCAAAUUGAGGAUCAAACCCACGGCAACCCCGAGUGCGAAAACCUGUCAAGUCUAUCUCAAAACAACUCUGUGAUCAACGAUACUUUCUACAUUCCCACGGACGUCGGUUUAUUCUGUGUCCAUGGUAUCAAAGUGAGUGGGAAACCUCUCUGUAAUUGCACGGUGGGGUACACCGGCGAGAGAUGCGACAUCUCCGUCUGUCAAAACUAUUGCUUCCAAGGAGACUGCAGUCUGACUAGUGAUGGACAGCCUACAUGCAAUUGUAACAAUGGCUACUCCGGCAAUAGAUGUGAAGUGAACGUCUGCACCGGAUACUGUCUAAACAACGGCAUUUGCUCACUGAAUGAGAAAAGCCAACCAACCUGCCAGUGUUUAGGAGGAGAUCAUGAGGGCGAGAGAUGUCAGACUCUCAUCGUUUUGACGACGACGACUGAGGCACCACCCAAAACUGAGACCAACCAAAGUUGCAAUUGUUCGGAUAGCCAAAUAAUCAAUUAUCAACCAAUGACGCUGUCCCCUGAGGCCUAUCCAAACAGCGAAACCAUAAUAGAGGGAUGUUCAUCCUGGGAUCCAGUUAGAGACCCCGUGAUCGUGGUGCUAGGAAUACUAUGUGGACUGCUGUGCUUAGCCUGUGCCGUGCUUAUCACCAAAAAUCUACAGUUGAGGAGAAGGCCAAGGAUUAAGAAGAGAAUAAUAGUAAACAAAAAUGUAACGCCGAUGACAGCGCGGCCCGACCAAUGUGAGAUCACCAUUGAAAAUUGCUGCAAUAUGAACAUCUGUGAAACUCCAUGUUUCGAGCCAAGAUCGACGAUACGGCCAUCCCUAUUAGAUUCCAAACCAGGCAAAGAAGAAAAGAAGAACUUAAUUGCAAACAUGGAAUACCCAGAUGAUCCUUAUUAAAGCUAUGCGUUUUAUACUGAGUGACGUACAAUACUUUGGCAAGAUUGCACAAUAUGUAAGGAAUUUAGGUAUGUAACAGUAGUUCAACUGAUCGGUUUUUGUACAUUUUUAUCAAUGUCAUUUUAGUUUGGCAAUUCAAAAGAAAUGUACGUCAGAAUGAGAACACUUUUCAGAGAAAUCGUAACUCAUUACAUAAAUUUAAAUGUAUAAUACAACUACUCAAACAGAAGACACUGUUUUAAAUAUUUUUUAAGCUCAAAGGCAAUUUGGGUUUUCUGUUUGGGGACAGAAGAAGCUAAAUAUUGAUAAGGGUAGAUACAAACACGUUUUAGAACCAAGGCUGUUAUAACAAUCCAAAAAUUCCUUAUAUUAUUGUGCUAGGUUUACAUAUUGUGAUAUUUGAUUAAGGAUGCGAAUAUGAUACGCGUAAACGAUUACAUUAAUCUCUACGUGUGGUCAAAGGGCUGUGUUGAUGCUAAAAUCUGAGUGCAAGGUAGCUAGAUUUUAGUCUUAAUUAUUUAUUUGGGUAUAGGAAGCGGGGAUCGGGCAUAUCGUGAAUACGUAAACCUAUGCUAAAAUUGACAUGUUUAUGUGUAGAUCCUUAUUUUGAUAGCAUUCACAAGGUGCCUUUUACACGUAGUGCUUUAACUAACGAUGUAACAUAUCCAUGUUUUAGUUGACACAUCUUCAAUACGUGUUGAUUUUAGCAGCUGUUAUAGUAGUGGGCAUUUGAGUCUAUUAUUCGUUAUUUACUUUCAUAUACGUUAGUAACAUCUACAGUACACUAGACUUGUGUCAAUGAGGUUCUACUGGGAAUUGUUUGUCCGAUAGUAAUUUUUACUUGAUGAAGCUGCAGCGACGUGCCAAAGUUUGUAAUUUUCGUUAAACGAAUUGGUUGCUUCCUUGAGAAACUAAAAAAAUCGGUAUUUGUUUAAAUAACGUGAAAUGGCCUCGAUUCAAAAUGUAAUGUAGCAUUUAUGAGGAAUGAAAAUAGUGUACUGUUUGUACAGAUUUUUGUUAUUAUUUUUUAAUGAUUGUUACCAAAUUUAAUUGUAUGGUCAUUAUAAUUAAUUUAAUUAUUUUAUUCGACAUGUCAUUAUAAAAAUCAUUGAAUAUUAUGAAGGAAUAUUGUAUGAGUUGUAUGUCCUAUAAAGCUUGUUGGGAGCUUAUUCCGUUUUUGUGUUCAUGUCACUGAUGUGUCAUAAGCUCGUUGUUUAUACACAUGGCUCAUUUGUGGCACAAAUCAACGUCCAUGGUCCUAUAUGGUAGAGGUCUAUAAAGUAUAAUUCAUAAAUAAAUGUGUUCUUCCAUGAUUCUCAAAGUACCGUAAAGACUUGUUAACUAUUUAUAAAUUUAUUAAAGUGUAUGAACGUUACUGUUUUACCUAGAGAAUGAUCUUUUCAAAUUUUCAUGAACUUUUAAGUACAAAACUUGACUAACUUUGAAUUUGAAAAUUUAAUAGGAUCAUCUUUAUCAAUGAAUGCUAUUUAUGUCCUUUCAACUAUAAAUUUGUAGAUACGACUAAAAGUCCCUGGUAUCUUGGAAUCGUAUAGUUGGUCAACUAUGUAUGCGAUCAGUGUGCGACCGUGUGUGAAAACAAAAUACGAGAGUGGAAGGUUGUUCAUUUACUUAAUAAUCAUUGUGUAACAGAACUAUUUCGACUGCUUGCAGAUAUAAUUAACAAGAAACCUAACGCCGUAAAGUGUCUUAAAUGAGAAUUAAAUGUGCCGGAAAAAAAAUACGGCUAUAAUAUUGAACUAAUUUUAUAACCAUAGAACUGUUAACUUAAACAUAAUGAUAAUGGUCUUUAUUUUGAAUGUUGUAAGCAGAAGAAAUAGUGCCGUUUACAUGGUUUGUUAGAGCAAUACCUCACUUCUCGCCUAAAUAUAAGCUAGCCUCGGCUACUGGCUUCUAUCGGCUUUUUUAUAAUUUUUUAAAGGACGCAUGCAUGGUAUAAUGAUAUCAUUCAGAAAUUAUGUUAGUAUAGUCGCCGAUAACUCCAUAGUCUGUGGUCAAAGUCCAACAUAGUUCUAAACAAUGUAACCAUUGGACAGGCUCUUAGUUUAAGAAUUUGCGUUCCUAUAGGUAAUUCUGAAAAUUAUUUAUCAAAGUACCUCAAUAUAAAUAUUUAUUUGAAAUGUUAGAAUACUGAAUGGAAAUAUAUAUUUUUGUACAGUUGUAGACUAAGAUUAUUUGUUUGGCUUUGUAUUUAUGAUUUUGACUGUACUUACUAUCUAGUUAUUUUAUAUCCAGCUGAUUUUAUCUUAAUGACAAUAAUGAAUACUUAAUUUUGUUUUUCCUGUUUCUUGAACAGAACUUUCGUGUACUUAAAUUGUAACAGUACUUAUUUUUUCUUUGUUUUUGUUUUCCCCCUAUCUUUUAAGUAGCUUUACGUCUAUAAAAGCACAUCUACUUCAUCUGGCCUAUAUUGGUGGUACUUAGCUGAGUAAUUAGACAAUUUAGCAAUUACUUUUUAGUUGUUAGUUUUAGUCGUGGAUUAAUAAUAUCCACAUGAGAAAUGUGAUAUUAUUGAGUCUUGGUAUAAGUCUACUUUAGUAAAUAUUGUGAUUAAUAGUCUCUAAUAUUAAAUUAAAAGCUUGCAUAAA
Trichoplusia ni (cabbage looper) is the source of this 4300-nucleotide messenger RNA. It is a transcript of the gene cue, whose product is annotated as protein cueball-like. NCBI's taxonomy places the organism in Eukaryota, Metazoa, Arthropoda, Insecta, Lepidoptera, Noctuidae. The record is from RefSeq and is a predicted model, not a curated record.